Messenger RNA from Austrofundulus limnaeus, 4893 nucleotides. RefSeq names its product contactin 3a, tandem duplicate 1 (gene cntn3a.1). The record is from RefSeq and is a predicted model, not a curated record. Lineage: Eukaryota; Metazoa; Chordata; Actinopteri; Cyprinodontiformes; Rivulidae. The coding region runs from base 575 to 3664 and encodes 1029 amino acids. Gene Ontology annotation, cellular component: plasma membrane; axon. The transcript is spliced from 23 exons. Gene Ontology annotation, biological process: brain development; cell-cell adhesion; axon guidance. Gene Ontology annotation, molecular function: cell-cell adhesion mediator activity.
CCUUUUCUGCGACAAAUAAAAGCGCGGGGAGGUGCAGUGGGUGGUCCUCGUUAGAGGCACCCCUCCUCACCACCACCAGCGCCGCGGGUUUGAGUUUGUGAACGCACCUGCCUGCUGCUGCGGGCGACGCGAACCGGACUUGACCGCCGCGGGGAAACUACGGGACUGCGUCGGAGAGGCUGGGCAGAGUGCAGCGAGGGAACAGGUCGUCUGCAGCUGCUUGGACUCUGAAAGGCUUUUUUUUUUUUUUUUUUAAUUAUUAUUGCGGAGGAUGGGGGGAGCGCACGGCGGCGUUUAGAGUUACAGAGGAGAGGAGAGUUGUGGGGGCUUCAGUCGCACUUUGAGGAGAACAACUUCAACUGGACUGAACGCUUUUUCCAGGAGCAGCAGGGCUGAAGGUCUGAGGAGAUGUGAGACGGACUGUGGCUAACAUGGAUUUACUCAAAGGGAGGAACAUCAUGAAACACCGCUGGAGAUGCUCUCAGAAGAACAGUGAAACCUCUGGAAAGGACAAAGCGAGAAUUCUACACACCUGCAAUUGGAUUUGAGCGUAUUCUGACCUGAGACAAUUAAAAUGGAACUGCUAUGGAAUCUUAUAGUGUUGCUGUCAUUGGUGGAGGGUCGGUCAGGAAGUACAGUACUGCUGAAGCCCGUAUUCACCAAACAACCAGGGAGUGUGGUUUUUCCUAUUCAACCAGGAGAGAUUCAGAGGGAGGUGGUCUUUAGCUGUGAAGCCCAAGGACACCCAUCUCCCUUCUACAGGUGGAAGCUAAAUGACUCCUUCAUCCUGUCCAGUCCUGGGUCACGUUACUCCCUCAUGGGUGGAAACUUACACAUCAGCCACUUGAACAAAGAUGAGGAUGUUGGCAUCUAUCAGUGCCUGGCAUCAAACUCUUUUGGCACGAUUGUCAGCAGAGAGGCCAGUCUCCAUGUUGCAUACUUGGAGAAUUUCAAGACCCAAAGAAGAAGUCCCGUGAGGGUUCGUGAAGGUCAAGGAGUGGUCCUACUGUGUGGUCCACCCCCUCACUCUGGAGAACUUACCUUCACAUGGAUCUUCAACGAGUACCCGUCGUUUGUCAUCCAGGACACACGUCGGUUUGUGUCCCAGAAGACAGGUAACCUUUACAUCGCAAAGGUGGAACCCUCUGAUGUGGGGAACUACACGUGUGUAGUCACCAACACCGUCACCAAAAGCAGUGUUCAAGGACCGUUGACGCCUUUGGUCCUGCGGGUUGACGGUGUUAUGGGCGAAUAUGAGCCAAAGAUCGAAGUGCAGUUUCCUGAAGUUGUUCCUGUUGCUAAGAGCUCAACAGUCAAACUGGAAUGUUUUGCACUUGGAAACCCAGUGCCAACCAUCAGCUGGAGGAGAGUGGAUGGGGUCUCAUUUAGCAGGAAGGUGGACAUAAAUAAAGCCAGUGGUGUUUUAGAGAUCCCUUAUUUCCAACAGGAGGAUGCAGGGGUGUAUGAAUGUGUGGCUGAAAACAGCAGGGGAAGAAACUCAGUUCAAGGAAAAUUGUCUUUCUAUGCUUCACCACAGCUGAUUGAGAAACCUCAGGAUGUUCAGAAGACCAUUGAUGACACGCUGGUGUGGGAAUGCAAAGCUAAUGCGAAGCCCAAACCCUCAUACCACUGGCUGAAGAAUGGAGACCCUCUGGAUCUCAUGGAGGACAGAGUUCAGGUGAAUAAUGGAGUGCUGACAAUAAGCAGCCUAAAUCUGGCAGACAUUGGAAUGUACCAGUGCGUGGCUGAGAACAAGCAUGGACGAAUCUUCACCAACGCCGAGCUCCGCGUCAUUGCCAUUGCCCCAGACUUCUCCCAGAAUCUGUUGAAGGCCCAAACUUUGGCCCGACAGAGUGGCGACGUUCUGAUCGAGUGUAAACCCAGAAUGUCUCCUCGGGGCGUGAUUUCUUGGAGGAAAGGGAAGGAAGCGCUUCGAGAGAGCCACAGAGUUAUGGUGUUGGAUAGUGGAAGUCUUCGGAUAUCUAAUGUAACCAAAAUGGAUGCAGGAAUCUAUACGUGUGUAGCCAGAAACCAGUUUGGAGUGGCAAGCAGCUCUGGGAGCCUUUUGGUUAAAGAGGCAACUGUGAUCACGAGUCCAGCAGGCCACCUGGAUGUGACUGUGGGUGAGAGCAUUGUGCUGCCCUGUCAGGUUUCACAUGAUCCAACGCUUGACCUGAAGUUUACCUGGUUCUUCAACGAGCAGCUCAUCCACUUCGGAAGCCACGGUUCCUUUUUUGAAAAAGUUGGUGGGCAGCGGUCAGCAGGGGACAUUAUGAUACGAAACAUUCAGCUGAGGCAUGCUGGGAAAUACACCUGCGCUGUUCAGACCAAAGUGGACAGUAUAUCCAUCGCCACAGAUGUAGUUGUCAGAGGUCCUCCAGGCCCGCCUUUGGACUGUCAGGUGACUGAGAUUACUGAGACCACGGCCUCUUUGUCCUGGAGACCUGGGAUGGACAACCACAGCCCCAUCCUCAGCUACACCAUCCAGGCCAGAACACCUUUCUCUCUCGGGUGGCAGGCUGUUACCACUGUUCCUGAGUUUCUGAGGGGGAAACAUCUCUCAGCUACUGUUGUUGACCUGGGUCCCUGGGUGGAGUACGAGUUCAGAGUUUUGGCAACCAACAUUAUAGGAACAGGAGAGCCCAGCAAACCCUCUAAGAAGGCUCGCACCAAAGAAAUGCUUCCCAGGGUGACUCCAGCGAGAGUAAAUGGUGGUGGAGGAGGACGUUCAGAGCUUGUCAUCACAUGGGAACCUGUCCCCGAGGAGCUGCAGAGUGGUCCAGGCUUUGGAUAUGUGGUUGCUUUCCGCCCACUGGGGGCACAAGGCUGGAUGCAAGCUGCUGUCACGUCCCCAGAAGCUUCUAGAUACGUAUUCAAGAAUGAAAGCAUCCCACCCUUCUCCCCUUACCAAGUCAAAGUCGGGGUCUACAACAACAAGGGUGAAGGACCUUUCAGUCCGGUGACUACCAUCUACUCAGCAGAAGAAGAGCCCAGCAGACCUCCAGGGAGGCUGAGGGCGAGGAGCAUAUCAGCAUCCGAGGUGGAGGUCGCCUGGAAGCCGCUGGUUUGGAGCAACAGCCGCAGACGCAUCCUGGGCUAUGAGCUGAGGUACUGGGGCGAGAAGGAAAAGCAGGAUGCAGCCGGUGCGAUCAGAACGGUGGGGAAUAAAACAUCAGUACUCAUCAGGGAUUUGGAGGGCAGCAGUACCUAUUACAUAUCCCUAAGGGCCUAUAACAGCGCUGGAGUGGGUCCACAGAGCAGCAUAGUCAAUGUCACAACCAAGAAACCACCACCCAGUAAAGCUCCAGUCAAGAUAAUGUGGGACACUUCGAACUCCAAGGUCAUUCUGAGGUGGGACCAGGUGCAUGCCCUGGAGAACGAGUCAGAAGUCACAGGAUACAAGGUGAUGUACAGCCAGGACAAACACAGCCAUCCCAAUGUGGUGGAGACCAACGACACCUCCUUGGAGUUGUCGCUGCCAAUCAACCAAGACUACGUGAUUCAGAUCAAACCCUUCAGUGAGGGAGGGGAGGGCAUCAGCAGCCGCCAGAUUACCAUCCCCAAGAUGGAAGGCUCAAUAGCCAUGGGAGCCGCCCCGGAGCCAAUGCCAUUUCCACUGGUCAACUUUGCAGCUCUAAUUCUCACAACCAGAAUGGUACUAUGACAAACAUCCAGACACAACAGCUUCUUAUUCUGUGAAGAAGGAAAGAAGAAAAGAGAGGAAAAAAAAACAGCAGGUCAAAGACAACACAAGGCCGACAGCCGCAUUUCCUCCUUCUCCCUUUUCUAUCCUGCUGAGUCUUUCCUCUUCUCGCUACAAAGAUCCUUUUGUGAGGAAGAUUCUUUUCUGUCGCAUUUCUAAAGUGUUUGCUGAAAAGAACUAGCUCUUUCAGAAUUUCUUUUUAUGAAAUUGAAAGAACGCCUUGACUUGAGUGACUCCGGUCUCUCUUUCUUUUCCCUUUCCUCCUUUCUAACUAGUGGUAAUUCUCAUGGUUUUCACCUUGGAGGAUGCAUUAGGACAUGUAUAUGUGUCUUUCGAUGAAACCAUGUGGAUUCUUUUGAAAGGAUAUGUAAAGUAUGUACUGCUCAACUUAUUUUUAUUUUUUUUAUGACUGGAAUUAAAAGCAACUGAGUGGAGCGCACCUAAAGCAACAACUUGUUUAUGUAAGUGAAGUUAAAUUUAAACCUGGAGUUUCUUUGGGGAAACACCCUGCAUUGAUUUAUCCCUGUCAAAGGAAUAAAGGGCAAACCAGAACAGCUUUAUGAUGAACCAGAAUUUGAGACCUUUUCCCUGGAUUUUAAUCCUAGUUUUCACGUCACGUGUUGCCAUAAAACUGAGUGGAACCAAAGUGAAGAGGCUGAGGAGGUUCGGUUAAAUCUGCUGCCUGUGUGGCUUCCGUAGAAAACAUCUGACUUGUGUUGAUAGUGUCUCACCAUGCUCCCUCAUCCGAUGUUUGUAACCAAGAAACAUAUGUAUGAAAUCCUCAGGUCCCAAACGAGCCUUAAGUCUUAGAAGAAUAUUUCAUGUUAUUUUUGUCCAUCAUGGGUUAUAUUUAUUUUCAUCAGCUUUUUUAUUUAUUUUUUUAUCCCAACCGUACUUUAGCUCUCAUGCUUUGAGAUUUUUCACCGUAGUUGAUUUCUAAGCCAUGUGUUUUAGAAGUUUUGGGCUCCAAAACAAAAGGUCUUUCUCCUUUUUCCAUCCUGAUGAACAGUAAAACACAGUGAUUGGCAAGAAGACGUAAAACUGACUUUACUCCAACACAUGACUACAAAGUAGGGUUGGUGUUUCUCUGUCAGCCACUGUUUGGCAUGAAACUGGAGUGCCUGUGUGCACUUGGCUGAGGGUAUUUGAAUGGAAGAACCUGCUUUUAAUAAAGAUAAUGACAUUUUUUA